UUCUUGUCUGUGAAUUACGACACAUUCUUGUCAUCCAAAUGUAAAAGGACACCGCUUCCUGGUGUGGACUAAUAGUACUGGACCGAUGAUAGAAGAGCUGGAGCUGCUCGUGUCGGUGAAGUCCAUGGUGUCAAGUUGUGAUUUAUGAUUCUGCGGAUAUCGUAAGAGACAUCGUAUCUAGUUGGAGGAAUGUCAGCCGUAAACAAAUCUGCAGAAGAUGGCGGCGCGUUCUCGUCAAAGGUCAUCAACAUCGUGUUUAUCAUCCUGCUGCUGGACCUGCUGGGAUUUACACUGAUUCUGCCUCUCCUGCCUUCAAUUUUGGACCACUAUGCACAAACAGGGGAUGUCGUCUAUCAGUCUCUGCAGAGUGUCGUGGACUGGUUCAGGGAGGCGGUUGGAAUUCCUAUGGAGAAGAAGUACAACAGUGUCCUGUUUGGAGGUCUGAUUGGGUCACUGUUUUCUCUGCUGCAGUUCCUGUCAUCCCCUAUAACCGGGGCCCUGUCAGACCGCUAUGGCAGACGACCCCUACUUCUUCUUACCACAUUAGGGCUGAUGUCCUCCUAUGCCGUCUGGGCCGUUUCCCGGAGUUUCAGCAUGUUCCUUCUGUUUCGAGUCAUUGGGGGCAUUUGCAAGGGCAACGUCAGCCUCUGCACUGCCAUCAUGGCUGACCUGCCUUGCCCAAAAGCACGGAACCGAGGAAUGGCCAUGAUCGGCAUUGCCUUCUCUCUGGGCUUCACUGUUGGACCUCUGAUGGGGGCCUACUUCGCCAUCGGCUCCAAAACGACAGGAAACGUCUUCUAUCAAACUCCGGCUCUGCUCGCCUUGGCCUUCAGUGUCGCCGAUCUGCUCUUUAUUUGGCUCACGCUGCCAGAGACGCUCUCAAAGGACGUCAAGGGGUCGUCUUCAGGGUUCGGGGACUCCAGGGACCUCCUGAGCCCGUUAGCUUUGUUCCAUUUUUCAGCUGUUACCAGAACAGAAGAUCCACCUUCAAAAGAAAGAAUGCAGAAGCUUCAGGUGUUGGGUCUGGUUUAUUUCUGUUACCUCUUCCUGUUCUCUGGUCUGGAGUUCACACUGAGUUUUCUGACUCACCAGCGUUUCCACUUUACAAGUAUGCAGCAGGGAAAGAUGUUCUUCUUCAUUGGUGUCAUCAUGGCUUUGAUCCAGGGAGGGUACGCUCGCAGAAUCAAACCUGGGCAGCAUAUCAAAGCUGUUCGUAUGGCAAUCAUGGCACUGAUCCCAGCGUUUAUACUCAUUGGGCUUUCAUGGAAUAUAACAACUCUCUACGUCGGCUUGGCGCUGUACUCUUUUGCGGCUGCAAUAGUAGUUCCAUGCCUGUCGACGCUCGUCUCUGACCACGGCUCAGCCAAUCAGAAAGGCACAGUGAUGGGGAUCCUGCGUAGUUUGGGCGCUCUUGCAAGAGCACUGGGUCCAGUCGUGUCAUCCUCCGUUUACUGGAUAGCUGGAGCACAGACCUGUUUUCUGUUCACAUCAGCCUCUUUCAUUAUACCUCUGGCUUUACUGAGCACAGCUAGAAGACUGAAGGAGGAGUGAACGACUUGAAAGACUUUAAAGAACUCCGUUAAUGCUGUUUCUCCACAAAGAGACUCUGAUUGCAGAGACAUUCUUGUUUUUUACUGCUUCAUUGAAUGUUAUGAUGUUUACAUCUGCUGGGAAAAGCAAGCACUGAAUUAUUACUUUAUUACAAGCAGAAAUAAUGAAGAUGUGUGCAUUUUAGCGCCGUUCGUCAAGUAUCAUCAUGUGAAAGAAGAUGAUGCAAGAAAUGAUGCACGUGCCAAAACAUGGGGAUUUGUAGAAGGGAAGUGUGAAAAGAAGGGUCAUGAUGCCUUUCAUGUGCACAUUUAGACCUACACAUAUUACGGCACACAUGGGUGAGGGUGAAUUACAAAUAGCAUUAUGCUUGUGAAAUAUAGUUAUCACUUUGUACCGCAGUAUUUUAUCAAUCACUCUGAUUUUAUAUUUUAAUAAAGUAGUUUUAUUUAGCUCUUUUCAUAAAUGUUGAUAUUCUAUUUUCUUGUAAUUAAAGUGAAUAAACAAACAAGUCAAUGUU
Thunnus maccoyii (southern bluefin tuna) is the source of this 2068-nucleotide messenger RNA. It is a transcript of the gene slc75a1, whose product is annotated as major facilitator superfamily domain containing 10. Gene Ontology annotation, molecular function: transmembrane transporter activity. Lineage: Eukaryota; Metazoa; Chordata; Actinopteri; Scombriformes; Scombridae. Gene Ontology annotation, cellular component: brush border membrane. The coding region runs from base 190 to 1551 and encodes 453 amino acids. Gene Ontology annotation, biological process: transmembrane transport. The transcript is spliced from 13 exons. The record is from RefSeq and is a predicted model, not a curated record.